Vigna unguiculata (cowpea) is the source of this 785-nucleotide messenger RNA. Its product is annotated as mavicyanin-like. The record is from RefSeq and is a predicted model, not a curated record. Lineage: Eukaryota; Viridiplantae; Streptophyta; Magnoliopsida; Fabales; Fabaceae. Gene Ontology annotation, cellular component: plasma membrane. Gene Ontology annotation, molecular function: electron transfer activity.
AGUCUCCAGAAAGUGGUAGUAAGAGAAGUGUGAAAAAGAAAGAAAGAAGCUAAGAAUGGGGCACAAGAACACAAUUUUGUUGGCACUGCUUGCUACCAUGGUUGCAAAGGAGGUCUUUGCAGCACAACAUGUUGUUGGUGGAAACCAAGGUUGGGAUCAAUCCACAGACUUUAAGUCAUGGACUUCAGGCCAAACAUUCAAGAUUGGAGAUAAACUUGUUUUCAAGUACAGUUCUUUGCACAGUGUGGUUGAGCUAGGCAACGAGAGUGCCUACAAGAGUUGUGAUAUCAGCAAUCCAAUCCAAUCUUUGAGUACCGGCAAUGAUGUUGUGAAAUUGGAGAAACCAGGUACGAGGUACUUCACUUGUGGUACCUUGGGUCACUGUAGUCAAGGGAUGAAGCUCAAAAUUACCAUACUUAAAGGGAAUGCUCCUUCUCCUUCAUCAUCACCAUCUUCAUCACCAUCAUCAUCUCCCUCAUCAUCACCAUCAUUGACUUCACCAUCUUCUUCUCCUGCUAUUACUACUGAUGCAUCUUCAGCCUCACAAUGCUUCACCUCUUUUAUGUUCAUUCUUGCAUUAUCUCUCACUCUAAUUCUUUCCUUGUUUUAAUUCAUAAAAUAAGUAUCACACUUUUGGAUGGAAAUUUUAAUUCAACUCCUUCUAUUCUCCUAAUUUGAAUCAAAUUAGUCCCUUGUUGAAACAUGAAAGGGACAUGCAUGCGCCUUGUAUGUGGUAUUAAAAGUACACAAUAUAUAUAAAUAAUAAUUUUCCUUGUCUCUUGUAA